Messenger RNA from Saprolegnia parasitica CBS 223.65, 1416 nucleotides. RefSeq lists its product as hypothetical. The record is from RefSeq and is a predicted model, not a curated record. The transcript has a single exon. Bases 1 to 1416 code for a protein of 471 amino acids. Lineage: Eukaryota; Oomycota; Saprolegniomycetes; Saprolegniales; Saprolegniaceae.
AUGCGCGCAUCAACCCUUCUCUCUUUUUGCGUGGCGGGUCUGGCUGGCGUCACGGCAACCGCGCCCGUGUGCAUUCUCGGUGCGGGUCCAUCGGGCCUCGCGUCGGCCCUUCGUCUCGCCGAGAAGGGCAUUACGGACGUUGUGAUUUUUGACAAGAAGGACGGUCCUGGCGGCAAGGCCGAGAACUGGGUUUCGCCCGAAGGCUACAUCCACCAGGUUGGCGCCAUCUUUGGCGACACCACCAUGUACCCGCUGGUGAUUGAACUCACCGACAAGUUCAACGUUUCCCGGCCAAGCAACCCGAUGCGCAAGAACUACGUGUACUACGCGCCGACAGGAACCAUCCUCGACUCCACGGUGUUUCCCACGAACGCGACGGCGAUUGCCGGGGCCAUUCAGCGCUACGUCGGCGUCUACGCCAAGUACGCCCCAUACCUCGCUCCGGGCUUCAAGAAGGGCGUGCCGCCAGCCAUCGCGGUGCCCAUGAGCGAGUUCCUACCAGCGCACGGCCUUGACGCGCUCGUCCCGCUCUUCCACUUGUACAUCACGACGUUCGGAUACGGGUCGCUCGAAGACAUUCCGGCGCUGUACGCGAUGAUGUACUACAAGCCCGGCGGCUUUAUCCAGUUUUUGACCAAGCAGUCGUCGCUCUUCACGGUCAACUACAACCUCCUCUUCACCAAGAUUGCAGCCUCGCUCCACUGCGCCAAAUUCAACUACAACGCGACCAUUAUCAGCACGAACCGCCGAGCUACCGGCGCGAGCAUCACGUACAAUGUCAACGGCAAAGGGCGGCAGACGCAAGUCUGCGCCUCGAUCAUCAACACGAUCCCGCACCGCCUCGACUUGCUUCGGCCGCUAAGUCUUGACGCCAAGGAAGUCGACGUUUUCAAGCACGUGCACUCGGUGCAGUACUUUUCUUCGGUUUGGACGCUCGACCAAGUCGAGCCGCGCAACUGGUACGCCGCGCAGCUCAAGCCAACUGGGAACGCGAGCGCCCCGUUCACGGUCGGCGGCUCCCUCGACAACGGUGCGCCCGUCAUCUUUGGCACGCAGCUUUCAGACGACAAGUAUUUCAACGUCUACUCGUACAAGCGGGGUCACGACCCGAUCUCGCUCGAGAACGUGACUGCAAUGGCCCAAGACGCGCUCUCCAAGCUCAACAAGAACGUCUCGCUGCCCAACGCCGUGGCGAAACCUGUCCAGAUGACGGACCUCAAGUUUGCGAAAGCGUGGACGUACUUUGCGCACGUCAACUCGUCGGCCAUCGCCAACGGCUGGUUCCAAUCGCUCGAGAAGCUCCAAGGUCACAGAUCGACAUACCACACGGGCUCGAUGCGUUGCAUGGAGACGGUCGAGUGCUCGAUCGCGUCGGCCAACGACCUCGUCGACACGUACUUUACCACGGCGCAUUAA